Messenger RNA from Paracoccidioides brasiliensis Pb18, 2427 nucleotides. RefSeq lists its product as uncharacterized. The record is from RefSeq and is a predicted model, not a curated record. Bases 1 to 2427 code for a protein of 808 amino acids. The transcript has 7 exons.
AUGGCUGUCCCUUUCCAGAUCAGCGACAUCUUGGUCUUAAGUCAACUGGCUUGGAAGGUAUAUAAUUUCGCAUUUGAGAGGAAGUCAAGACCAAGUGAAAUCACAGGCACCCAAUAUGCAGACUUCGUCAACGAUGUUAGGUCUCUUGCGACAAACUUGGAAAACGUCUAUCGCGUGGCCUCAAAUGCGGCAUCCCAAGUCGAAGUCGGAACCUUGGGACGGCCCAGGGACUCGACAAAAAUAUGGGACUUGAGGUCUCUAAAUGAGAUAGUUGGAGAUUACCACAAAACACUACGGGAUUGUGAAAAGUUGAUUCGAGACAACUAUCGAUACAAUAAUGCAUCCAGUCCCCGUCAAGGUAUCUCGUGGAACGUCCUCGUCCAGCCAGAUGUUGAACGCCUACGGAACCGGAUAUCGUUACACAAUCUGAAGAUUUUAUUCGUCCUUAAGCCAUUUGAAAUCGAUCUUCUAUUCCGCAUCCAUCAAGAUCUCGCCGGCAGAAUGACUAGUAUGCAUAACGACCUGCGACGUCUCAUGGGAGUUAUGGUCCCAGAUUUCAAGGAAGAAAUGAAGCAUCAACAGACCCUACAAACCUUUACCAUCGAGAUACCUUCCAAUUUUUCCCUUAAGUUUCAGCAAGCUGCGGAGAUUAACCAUCCUGAGUUUGCUAGUGGAAGUCAACUCCCUGUCGCGGAUACGGCAAAUUCAUUUGUUUUCUAUUUUGGAAGAGGCACACGGAACCUCAAUGCAUCUCGAUUCGAUUCGAUCGACCGUAGGACUGCCUCUGUAACUGCCUACGUCAACUUACUGAAAUGCAUCUGGCUCAUGGAACACUUGGACAAAUACCAUAAUGCAGAAGGUUCGGGUUUAUCGCACUGGCCGUCGUAUUUAAAGGGUCUUAAUCAGGAAUUAUCACACGAGUGUAAACGGUUUUCUCCCGAGUGUAUGGAUAGGAUAUUUGCUCCAGACUUGUCUCGGGCGAGGUUAGAUCCAUCUGUAUUCGAUAUUUGGCCAGAAAUCCGCAGGGCCAGUAAUCUUCCCUUAGGACACCUUCGAAAGCAACCGAUGAAGGAAAUCAUCAAUGUCCCCCUUAAGAGCGACACACCAUCUGUCGUCACAUCUCUAAAGCUUUUACAGAUUUUGAACGGCUCACCUUCACAGUAUCGAUUGAUUGCCACGGCUGAGGAGCAGCUGGAAAAUGGGACGGUUAAACCUGAAGAGCGCGUUAUCGAAGUUAAUCUUGAAUCAGCGUCACUGAUUCCACUCUACGCAAUGCCCACUUUUAAUCGUGACACAAAUGAUAUCCUGCUAAGAACUCCGAGUGAAGACACAAGAUUUUCAUUUCCUUCCUUAAAAGACCUCCUUCGAUUCCAGCACGCUUUUACGGGGUUCAAGCCAUAUCUUUUCUACUCCCAAAUGGAUGUAAAGGUUGCAUACGUCGUGUCUAACGAAAAACCCGUUGUUGAAGAUGCCGUCUUACAACUUUGGAUACCCAAACGAUUGGAGGGAUAUUUACUCAACGAGGAGCAGAUUCCAGCUGAGGAAUCUUGGCUAGAACUCAGGGAAACACUCCCAACAAGCCCAUUGUCAAUUCCUUCAAACAGUGCUCCAUCCGCUCCACUCAGCAUGUUCCCUGGGAGCCCUCCUAGCCUAUUCUCUAGCAUAAAUCAUUUCAGUGCACAAUCUAUCGACCAACGAUCACUUGGCUCCAUGAGCAAUUGUACACCUCCGUCAGGCUCCAGUCCUGGGUCUUCGGGUAGUAGGGAUUAUGACCCACGCAGAAGUUACCCUUCCUUGACCAAUUAUCCCAGCCGGAGAAUGUCUACAAUGGGCAGCGUCGUGAGCAAGUCCAGUCAAAACACGGUAACCGUGCUUAACAUGGGUGAUACCAAUGGUGUUCUUCAUCAGAAACCUAUCCGGCCGGCCCUUGUAAUUUUCUCAAGGAGCGCGAUCGGUUCCAACGAGUUGGCAAUCACUUCCAUCAGGAUUGAUGAAAAGACAGCAGUUAACACAGAACGGUGCGACUGUCGGAAAGCUAACAGCUCGUGUGCCAUCACCUCUAUUGAGCAGUCCAAGGGGAAGUCGUGUCUAGAGGCUCAACGUUUUGUUGCGAAGGAAGGAGUCGAAGAUUUUGAUGUAGGAAACCUGGGCUUCGCACGGCGCAAAGAAUACCCUCACGCCGAAUUCAAGGGGCUAAAACGGGUAAGCAUCUCCUUCAGGAGUUCAGAUGAGCGCAAAUCGUUCGCGGGUUAUAAGUGCGGAUGCAAAUCGAACACCUGGGGCAAUUUGAACAAAUGCAUUGGGGCUGGUCAUCAAGGCAUCUUGGGUGAAGUUAAAGCCGUUGGCCAGCAAGAACUUCGGGCAUACCACCGAGCAGGUGAAAAUCAUGCAGAUAUCGUCAUUGGACAAGCCCCAACUGCAGUGUGA